Hemiscyllium ocellatum (epaulette shark) is the source of this 3194-nucleotide messenger RNA. RefSeq names its product DEAH (Asp-Glu-Ala-His) box polypeptide 36 (gene dhx36). Lineage: Eukaryota; Metazoa; Chordata; Chondrichthyes; Orectolobiformes; Hemiscylliidae. The record is from RefSeq and is a predicted model, not a curated record. The transcript is spliced from 25 exons. The coding region runs from base 79 to 2988 and encodes 969 amino acids. Gene Ontology annotation, cellular component: nucleus; intracellular anatomical structure; cytoplasm. Gene Ontology annotation, molecular function: ATP binding; G-quadruplex RNA binding; DNA helicase activity.
CCCGCUUUCUCCUCCGGUUCCCGGUGGCGGCGGUGACUCGGCUCCAGCCUCUGGGCGCGUUUCGUUGUCGGUAGAAUCAUGAGUUCGCGUUACUGGAGGAGUGGCGGCGGCGGCGGAGGAGGAGGAGGAGGGUCGGGAGGAUCGUCUUCGGCGGGAUGGGAACCCUCGGGCGGUGGCAGAGGCCGGGGCCGGCAUCCUGGGCACCUGAAAGGCAAAGACAUCGGCCUGUGGUACGCCAAGCGGCAGGGCCAGAAGAGCAAGGAGCAGGAGCGGAGCGAGAGGGCAGUUGUGCAGAUGGAUGAAGCAAGAGAGGAGCACAUCACCCGACUGCUGAAUUCUGUCCAGACACGGGGUGAUUACAAAGACCAGCGUGCCUCAGUGUCAGCCGACUCUAGCAAGAACUGGAGGAGUGCAUGUCCCUCUACAUCCACCAUCAAGGAAAUUAAACCAGAGACCAGUGCUGAUCUAGAGUACCUCUUUGAAACCAUUACUCAGGAUGUGUUUUUGGAUGAAGAACUGAGGGAAGACCUUAUGAAGAAGAAAUCGAGCUUGAGAUACCUGGAUAUGAAGAGAUUUCGGGAGAAACUCCCUUCUUACGGUAUGAAGAAAGAAGUUGUAGACUUGAUCAAUGAAAAUCAGGUGCUUGUCAUAAGUGGAGAAACAGGUUGUGGGAAAACCACACAGGUGACCCAGUUCAUUCUGGAUGACUACAUUGAGAAAGGCAAGGGUUCUUUGUGCAGGGUUGUGUGUACCCAGCCUCGACGGAUCAGCGCAAUCUCGAUAGCUGAGAGGGUCGCAGCAGAAAGAGCUGAAGCCUGCGGUGAAGGGAACAGUACUGGCUACCAGAUCAGGUUGCAGAGCCGCCUGCCACGGAAACAAGGUUCCAUCUUGUACUGCACGACUGGAAUCAUUCUCCAGUGGCUACAGUCAGACUCUCUUCUAUCUACUGUCAGUCACCUUGUUUUGGACGAGGUCCACGAGAGGAGUUUGCAGUCAGAUGUCCUGAUGACAAUUGUGAAGGACAUCCUGCCGUUCAGGCCAGAUCUGAAGGUGAUAUUGAUGAGUGCAACUCUAAAUGCUGACAAGUUUUCAGAAUAUUUUGGCAACUGUCCCAUGCUGCAUAUUCCGGGAUUCACCUAUCCAGUGAAGGAAUACAUCUUGGAAGAUGUAAUUGAGUUGCUCCAGUAUCGUCCACAAACCCAAGAAAUUCGGAGACCGUCCUCCAAGAGGAGAUUCAUGCAAGGUUGCAUGUUUCGACCAGAGAAGGAACGAGUGGAGGAAGAAUACCAGCAACAAUGGCCAGAAUAUUUAAGAGAGUUGCAAGGAAGAUAUUCUGACAGUACGAUUGAAGCCUUGGAAGUUCUGCAUGAUGAUGAUAAAAUAGACCUCAAUCUGAUUGUAGCCCUCAUAAAACACAUUGUUCUUCUUGGAGAGGAGGGUGCCAUUUUAGUCUUCCUUCCUGGAUGGGACAAUAUCAGCAGCUUAAAUGACCUCCUGACUGCACAAACCAUGUUCAAAUCAGAUCGGUUCGUGAUCAUUCCUCUCCACUCUCUCAUGCCUUCGGUGAAUCAGACAGAGGUUUUCAAGAAGCCACCUCCGGGAGUUCGCAAGAUUGUAAUUGCUACCAACAUUGCAGAGACAAGCAUCACUAUAGAUGAUGUGGUCCAUGUGAUAGAUGGAGGAAAGAUAAAAGAAACUCACUUCGACACUCAAAACAAUAUCAGCACAAUGGCAGCGGAAUGGGUCAGCAAAGCUAAUGCCAAGCAGCGGAAAGGUCGAGCUGGCAGGGUGCAGCCAGGUUCCUGUUACCACUUGUACAAUGGUUUGCGGGAGAGCCUUCUAGAUGAUUAUCAGCUUCCAGAAAUCAUGAGGACUCCACUUGAAGAGCUUUGCUUGCAGAUCAAGAUUUUAAAUCUUGGUCGAAUUGCACAAUUCUUGGAAAAGGCAAUGCAGCCUCCAUCGAAGGAAGCUGUUAAUCUGGCUGUGACCCACCUUAAAGAGCUGAAUGCUUUGGAUAGGAAUGAAGAGUUAACUCCACUUGGGGUCCAUUUAGCUCGCCUGCCAGUGGAACCCCACAUCGGGAAGAUGAUUCUGUUUGGAGCAUUAUUGUGCUGUCUGGAUCCGGUUCUCACCAUUGCAGCCAGUCUCAGCUUCAAGGAUCCAUUUGUGAUCCCGCUGGGUAAAGAGAAACUGGCUGAUGCAAAACGCCGGGAAUUAUCGAAGCAGUCUCGGAGUGACCAUCUGACUGUGGUAAAUGCGUUUAAGGGCUGGGAAGAAGCGAAAAGGAGAGGUUUCAGAUCAGAGAAGGACUACUGCUGGGAGUUCUUCCUUUCUCCAAACAACCUGCAGAUGCUUCAUAACAUGAAAGGUCAAUUUACUGAACACCUGCUGGUGGCUGGCUUUGUCAGCAGCAAGAAUCCCCGAGAUCCCCAGGCAAAUAUAAAUUCAGAAAACGAGAAGCUAGUUAAAGCUGUGGUAUGUGCGGGCUUGUAUCCGAAAGUGGCAAAAAUACGACCGAGUUUCAGCAAGAAGAGAAAAAUGGUGAAAGUCUUUACCAAGUCAGACGGAAGAGUCAACAUUCACCCAAAAUCUGUUAAUGCUGAAGAAGGUGAAUUUGAGCAUAACUGGCUGAUCUACCAUUUGAAGAUGCGGACAACCAGUAUCUACCUGUAUGAUUGCACGGAGGUCUCACCUUACUCCUUGCUGUUCUUUGGAGGAGAUAUUUCGAUACAGAAGGAGCAGGGCCAGGAGACCAUCUCUGUGGAUGAAUGGAUUGUGUUCCAGUCACCAUCCAGAAUUGCCCAUUUAGUAAAGGAUCUGAAAAGGGAGCUAGAUGCUCUUCUACAAGACAAGAUUAAGAAGCCCCGACCUGUGGAUUGGAAUAAUCGAUCGAAAGACUGUGCUGUCUUGUCAGCAAUCAUAGACUUGAUAACCACACAAGACACCGCCAGUGCGAAGAACUACACGCCCCGAUUCCAGAGCUACUGAAGCUGCAAUACCUGCAGCUGAUUCUCCAAAGAGGUUCAGGCUGAGCCUAAAAUGAUUUUAAUGUAGCUCACCAGUACAGAGUUGUUUUGUGUUAUUAAUGUUUUUUGGCUAACAGAUCAGAGGUUUUGGAGAAUAUAUCCAAGAGUCUCAUUGGUCAAACAGCAUUGACCUGUGCACACUGAAUAAAAUGACUGAUGUUUUAAAAA